This is a messenger RNA of Drepanopeziza brunnea f. sp. 'multigermtubi' MB_m1, 480 nucleotides long. Lineage: Eukaryota; Fungi; Ascomycota; Leotiomycetes; Helotiales; Drepanopezizaceae. The record is from RefSeq and is a predicted model, not a curated record.
AUGCUUCUUAAGCAAGUAACUCAGUCUAGUAAAAUCGUUAAGCGCGGCCGAGGCCGUUUAAGACUCGCUUUAAAUGUUGCUUUUUCAAGAGGUGCUGUUAGUAGUGCGAGCGGUCUAGCGAGUAAAAGUAGAGGUUUUAAAAGUAAUCUCGAUAGCUUUGCAGGUUUUGCUUUUGCUCUUAAGACUUUUAAUUUGAAUAUAGCUUUUAUUAAAUUGAAUAGUCUUAUAAUAGCGAAUCGUGAUCUAAUGAUUCGAAGCGCUUCGAGCAUGUUACCUUUUCCUCUUGCGCUUGCCGCUUUUGUUGCUCCCGUCGCCUUCGCAGCUCUCGUCGCUUUCGUCGCACUUAUUAUCGUCGCUCUUUUUACGCUAAUUGUUGCGCUUGCCGCUCUCGCAGCAGCGCUCGCCGUUGCUAUGACUUUUGCGGAGCGCCGAGCUAAAGUGAAGAGAUUAUUAAAAGCUUUGAUUGAUCUUUUGUUAUAA